Molecule: messenger RNA, 2093 nt
Organism: Pecten maximus
Lineage: Eukaryota; Metazoa; Mollusca; Bivalvia; Pectinida; Pectinidae
Product: prostaglandin E2 receptor EP4 subtype-like
Exons: 4
Coding region: 519-1973 (484 amino acids)
Biological process (GO): positive regulation of cytosolic calcium ion concentration; inflammatory response; adenylate cyclase-activating G protein-coupled receptor signaling pathway
Cellular component (GO): plasma membrane
Molecular function (GO): prostaglandin E receptor activity
Source: RefSeq, a predicted model, not a curated record
ACCAGUAUAGAGUUAACGUCGUCCACCACACAGACUAGAUAGCACCAUGGGACCACUAGGUUACUAACUCUCCAUCCUUGAUUGGAGUCUAAGAUGUUGAACUAUAUGUGAUUGUGACAGCUGGAGUACGGUACAGAGCGGUGGACUGCCUCAGUAGCGCACGUGUUUAUCCAAUCAGUGGACGUGUAUCAGACAAUCAAGUGAAGGGAAUUACCUGUUGGAUGUUUGCAUCAUUACGGAUGAAGAAAAAUGAGACUCAAUAGUGAUUGAAGGCUGUACCCCAGAAAGCCAUGCAGAGCCUUUUGGAGUCGUUUAGUUAAAACCAGCGUGUUGAUUUUCUGAUUUGUGAUUUGCCCGCGCCAUUGGGCGCUGUAUUGACCACAUCAUAUCGCUCCAGGUUUAUGAGCCGAGAUGUCUCUCAGGACAUGCCGAAUGACAAUCAUUAAUAGUGAGAUUAUUUCACCUUUGAUGCAAAUCGUGUUAGUAAGUUUUCUCUCCUGGGGAUACCUAUAAAUAUCAUGGAUUGGUCAACACGUGUGCACGAUGCUGGCUCCCCCGCUACACAGACUGACGUGUAUGAUAGCUCCACGCUGCCGUACUUCUCUCCCUAUAGUAGUAGUAAGCGUCAGUACGAUCACAGUGAAAGUUUCGCUUCACAUAUCAACAUGGGUAACAUCAGUGCAAAAAAGACGUUUCUGGCAGCAUUCGAUACCGUCGAGGAUAACAUUACAAACUCGUCUUUUGAUGCUGAUGCUUUUCAACUGAAAAAGAAUAAUUCUGUAAUGAGUGCUGGUAUUAUGUUCGGGACAGGUGUCAUAGGAAACCUUUUAGCGAUUUUUGUGUUACUUCGAUCUGGACGGGAGCAAAGGAGAACUAUAUUUUACAGGCUUGUCGCCGGACUCACCAUGACGGACCUGAUAGGAACAACUCUUGUUUCCCCUGUUGUCAUAACAGUCUAUUUAAAUGAUUUUAAAUGGAAGGGAGGACAGGUAAUGUGCAGCUAUUUUGGAUAUUCGAUGGCGUUUGCUGCGUAUGCUACAAUGACAAUCGUCUGUGCAAUGUCCAUAGAAAGAGUCAUAUGUAUCAAACAUCCAUUUUUGUACCAAAGUCGUCUGUCAAAGAAACACGCCACAAUAUUUUUGUUGUGUUGUUGGAUAUUCGCAGCGUGUAUUGCCGCCUUACCUUUGGCGGGGUUUGGUGAAUUUGUGCUGCACUACCCCUAUACUUGGUGUUUCUUUGACUAUUACACCCCUAUGCCCAUACACAAGGGAUUCAACUGUCUGUUCGCCGGCCUCGCCCUCCUCAUCAUAUCUACCACAUUCAUGUGUAACAUGACCGUCAUGUAUACUCUACUCAGUAGCUGGAGAAAGAAAAAGAUAUUAAAUGGAAGUUCUAGGAAAUAUAACGGAUACAACAAAAGAUUCGCUGAGUUACAGAUGCUUGUUCUUCUGGUUGGAAUUACGGCAGUGUUCAGCACCUGUUAUACCCCUCUAAUGGUUCGAAUACUCAUCAACCAGACAGGUGUUGAGCCGGACCUGAAAACAGAUUUACUGAUGAUCCGGUUCGCCUCCUUGAAUCAGAUACUCGAUCCCUGGGUGUACAUCCUCCUGAGAAGAGAAGUUGUCUGGAAGGUCAUUCAGGGGAUCAAGUUUUUGUUCGGAGUCAGAGAGAAGGAGCCAGACUAUGAACUGACAAUCCAGAAAGCCAAUCUAAUGAACGAUGGUGAGAACCAAUCAUGUUGUAGGUUUUGUCUGCAUUGCAUGUGUGAUCCACCAAUGAAAAGACCCCGAUCUGAGUCUCUGUUUUCUACCAGUGAAUACGAGUUACGACGGUCUACAAUAGUUCGAACUUCUCCAAUGCAGAGUAAAAUAGAGGGUCUAAGGCACGACCCACGGAUAACACGCUUCGGCUCUGAAAAGGAGCUUAAUCAAUUACUCACAACCCUCAGAAAUCAAAACCAAAGCAAACGAUAACAGUCUAGUCUAAUAUUAAUUUAAUAUUUGUAUAGUACACAGACCAAUUUUGUUAUUUGUUAUUUGUAUCGUGUUUAUUUUGUGUUUGACCAAUAAAGCUAUUUUGCUGUCGUCAGUAAA